Colletotrichum karsti is the source of this 951-nucleotide messenger RNA. RefSeq names its product GDSL-like Lipase/Acylhydrolase. The coding region runs from base 1 to 951 and encodes 316 amino acids. The record is from RefSeq and is a predicted model, not a curated record. The transcript has a single exon. Lineage: Eukaryota; Fungi; Ascomycota; Sordariomycetes; Glomerellales; Glomerellaceae. Gene Ontology annotation, molecular function: hydrolase activity, acting on ester bonds.
AUGGCUCUCAGAGUAACCUCAACGUUUUUUCUUCUCUCUUGCGUCGCUGCGCGAUCGAUUGAGAAGCCUUCGCUCAAUACUCGCGCCACCUACCCCUUCAACAACCUCGUCGGCUACGGCGAUGAGCUCAGCGACAAUGGUAACGGUAGUUUCGCUCACGGCAUAACCGGCAACCCGGCAAACGUCUACGGCUUUGGAACCUGGACCAAUGGUCCCGUCGCUGUCUCCUACCUCGCCGAUCUCCUCGGCGUACCCUUGACGGACUAUGCUUUCGGUGGCUGCUGUGGCGGUGGCUCUUUUGGCGCAACAUUUGACAACGCCUACACCAAGUCACCCGCGGGCGCCACCGACAUGCUGGGACAGAUUGCCAACUACACCAGCAGCGGCUCAAACGGCAUCAAGUCGUCCAUGCAGUUCCUGUGGUUCGGCGAGAAUGACCUGAGCAUGCAUACCGACGCCUUCUGGCUGGGCGACUCGAAAAACGCACAAUUUGCGACUGAUGCCGCGACCAAGAUCACGGCGUCGGUGAAGAGCCUGCUCGAUAAGGGUGCGCCGUAUGUCAUGGUUGCAAACAUCUACCCUAAGCACCUGGCACCUGUGACGCCGAAGUAUCUUUGCGGAACCAACGCCGACUGCGUGAAGACCUGGGGACAAGUCAUCACGCAAGCCAACGCCGCGAUUCAGAAGAGCUUGGGACAGUUCGGGAAGAAGGUCAUCUACUACGAUGUCUUCAGCUUCAUGGUGCAGAUCCUGAACAACCCGAAGGCGUAUGGGUUCCCGAAGCCGCUGAACCUGUUUUGCGACGGAGAUGAGACUGCACAGUGGGAUGACUGCAUGGUCAAGGGAAAUGCGAACCAGUACUUCUGGAUGAACUUCAUUCAGCCUACCACCGCUGGCCACAAGUUGAUUGCUCAGGACAUGAAGAAGACUAUUGAUGCUCACUUUGCUUGA